GAUAUAUAUUCUAACUGCCAACUUUAAAUCAUAGAAUUAAUAUUAUAAUGAUAAAUUAUCGUCAUUGCUCGGUGCAAGGGAAUACCACGACGUAGUUGUUAAAUGUGGCGCAGGAAUGUUAGUACCCUCUUUUCAGAAAUAGUUCGAUUGUUCUUUACAUUCUGAAUAGUAUGAACCAGAACAUUUGUGUUCCCAGACCGGUUCGCAUGCUAAAUUCCACCAUUCGUUACGGUUCCCUGUUUUUUAAAAGCUUGGGUACAUUUUUGUAUAAGCAAAAUUGUCAUGCGUUUGUGUACCGGGACCGUUUUGCAUGCUAAAUUCCACCAUUCGUUUUGGUACCCUAUUUUUUAAGUGCUUGGGUACGAUUUUGCAUAACCAAAAUUGCCAUGCGUUCGAGUACCCGGACCGAAAUGCAUAAGGUUACCGAAACGCAUAUGACACCGGCAGUCUCUAAAACAGCCGCUGCAUAUGAAGUCUAAUGUAACAUGUCGACAGAUUUUAUGCUCAAUAUUAACAAAUCAUCUAUAUUUAACUCCCCCCGUGUUUCCUUUUGCAUUAUUAGAGUUAGAUAUUGAAACAGUUUUUAGCGUCGUGGCUUUUUCUAUUUAAUAGCAUUUGAAAUUGUCUCAAUCUACACUUAAUUGAUAACAUAAUAUUGAAUACUAAUUAAGGAAAACAACCAAAAUUUUUUAGGAGUCUUACAGGUGGCUACAUAAAGUGAUAGAAGACAAAUCCAUUUUGAAUUUACGAUACAUAUUGAUUUUGUAUACUCUAACUGGUCAUAUGUUUGGUGUCAUCAACAGAAGAGGUGGCUUUGUGCACAGGUGAAAGGUAGUGAAAUUAUCACAAGCUCAAAGCAAUGGAAGAAGCAUUAAGGAUGUUUUUGGCGCUCAAUUCCUUGCUUUCAGUAAAUGGAAGAAUUCUACGUAUCCCGUGCAUGAUUGAUGCUGUAUUUGAUGUUGUUUUUUUUGACAAACGCUUACAAGGAAACGGUCUGGCUGUUUUCAACAGUAUUGAUGACCAAGGUUGCACGUUGAAAUGCGCAGAAAACCAUAAAUGUACAUCAUACAAUUAUCAAUGGAUGGACAAAACAUGUGAAAUUCAUCAAAAGCAUGUGCAACAGGAUAAUAGCACCGAUUUACUGGAUGCCAAUGGUUGGAUUUUCAAAACAACCAACUACAGUAACAAACUUAUUGGGCCAACGUGCAACAGCCUGAAGCCUUGCGAUCCGGAAGAUUUAUGUCUGGAUACAUGCAGCCCGCCUUUCUAUGAGUGCAUUCAUUGUCAAUCUCUUUAUCCUGAGCUCAAGUGUAUAAAGCAGGCAGACGUGGAUGCCUGUGCUAGCAACCCUUGUAAACAUGCUUCACAAUGCUUGAACAAAAGUUCGGAUUAUGAAUGCACGUGUCUUGAGGGAUAUACAGGGAAAAUUUGUGAUAUCGAUAUUGAUGAAUGUGCAAGUCUUCCAUGUUUUAAUGGUGGUACAUGCUCGAACCAGAUUGGGAAUUUCGUCUGCCAAUGUUUUCAAGGUUACACAGGGAUCCAUUGUGAACAAGAUAUCGACGAAUGCCUUGAUGGAGCACACCAAUGCCAUACAAAAGCAUAUUGCAAAAAUACCUUUGGCUCUCUCUAUUGCGAGUGCUGGGCAGGCUACAGUGGAGAUGGCAUCAAGUCGUGUAUUGAUGUGAAUGAAUGCCUAGUUUCCACACACAAUUGUCAUACCAAUGCAGAUUGUACAAACACUGAUGGUUCGUUCAACUGCAACUGUCAGACAGGCUACAGUGGAAAUGGUGUCACGUGUGCAGAUAUAAAUGAAUGUACAGAUGGAACACACAAUUGUCACGCAGAUGCACUGUGCACAAACACUGUGGGUUCCUUUUACUGCACUUGCAACGACGGAUAUGCUGGAAGUGGAAUCGCCUGCAGUGAUAUAGACGAAUGUACCACAGGAGUGCAUGGAUGUCCAUUAGGAACUCAAUGCAUUAACAAAGCUGGAAUGUUCAUUUGCACUGUUAACAUGGCAUACAAAAAACCAUCGCAACAGUCUUCAAUAGACCAUGACGGAGGCAUAGAUCUCGUAUCAGAGUUUGGAAACGAUGGAAACAGAAACGGAGCAUGGCAAGUAUGCGCAAUAACCUUAGACUCUAAGCCAUGGUGGCAAGUUGAUCUUGUUAAUCGUGUAAAUGUUGGGAUGGUUAUCAUUAGAAGUGGAACAACUUGGGAACAAUUAAAGAUCAAUCCAUUCAGCAUAAGUGUUGGUGAUGACAGCACGGAUGGUGGACGAUUAAAUCCAUUGUGCGUAUCAAAUCAGAACGUAGAAAGCGGGAAAAUGAAAGAAAUGCAUUGUGGGCAGCCCCUUUUAGGGAGAUACGUCAGUGUGUUUAUCGACAGGAAAGAGCAGCUUCAAGUCUGUGAACUAGAAGUUUAUGAAGUUAACAUGGCAUACAAAAAACCAUCGCAACAGUCUUCGCUACAUAUCUACAGCGGUAUAAAUCUCGUAUCAGAGUUUGGAAACGAUGGAAAUAGAGAUGGAGACUGGUCUGUAUGCGCAGUUACAACAACAUAUCCUCAGCCUUGGUGGCAAGUUGAUCUUGUUAAUCGUGUGCAUGUAGGAACGGUUAUCAUUAGAAGUGGAACAACUUGGGGACAGACAAAGAUCAAUCCAUUCAGCAUAAGUGUUGGUAAUGACAGCACGAAUGGUGGACGAUUAAAUCCAUUGUGCGUAUCAAAUCAGAACGUAGAAAGCGGGAAAAUGAAAGAAAUGCAUUGUGGGCAGCCCCUUUUAGGGAGAUACGUCAGUGUAUUUAUCGACAGAGGAGAGAAUCUUCAAGUCUGUGAACUGGAAGUUUAUCAAGCUAACAUGGCAUACAAAAAACCAUCGAAAAAGUCUUCGCAACAUAUCGUCUUUGGUAUAGAUCUCGUAUCAGAAUUUGGAAACGAUGGAAACAGAAACGGAGCAUGGGAAGUAUGUGCAUUUACAGCUACAUCUCCUCCCCCUUGGUGGCAAGUUGAUCUUGUUAAUCGUGUGCAUAUAGGGAUGGUUAUCAUUAGAAGUGGAACAACUUUUGGACAAUGGAAGAUCAAUCCAUUCAGCAUAAGUGUUGGUGAUGAUGAAACGAAUGGUGGACGAUCAAAUCCAUUGUGCGUAUCAGAUCAGACCGUAGUAAGUGGGGAAGUGAAAGAAAUGCAUUGUGGGCAACCCCUUUUAGGGAGAUACGUCAGUGUAUUUAUCGACAGAGAAGAGAAUCUUCAAGUCUGUGAACUGGAAGUUUAUCAAGGUGUUUCUUUGGCAAACAAAAUCUCAUGUGUGGAUUGGUACCGCGUUGGUGCAAAGAAUAACGGCAUUUAUGCUAUUAGUGACAAAACUGGCUUAAUUCAUCACGUCUACUGCGAUUUCAGUUCGGAACCUAAUUUCGUAUGGACUCUUGUCACUUCCUUCUCCUUGGCAAACAAUUACCUUUUCAAAAAUAAACCACUCUACGAAAACGAUCCAAUUUCCGAGUAUGAGCCUAACUGGAAUAGUUACAGACUUGGGUUCUCCGUUAUGGAUUAUGUAUCAUCAGUCUCGACGCAUUGGAGGGCUACAUGCAGUUACCCUGGAUAUGGUGUCGAUUAUCGAGAUUACGUGAGGGCAAAGCUUAGCGAGAUCAACCCCCUAACUUAUAAAGACAGUAUUUGCAAAUUGGUUGAACUUAUCAAUAUUCGAGGACACAAUGCAACUAAUCAGUGGGUUUCGUUCUGGCAAGAUACUGAAUUAUUCUUGCAUACUGAUUCAGACUUAAACCACUGUUUCUUAUUAGCCAAAGAGGGGUCUGUAGCAAGUGAAGACAAUUUUGGCUAUCAUGAAACUAUAAAUAAAGACUUCAGUUGCACAGAAGCUUCUACUAGCACGACACAGUACUGGUUUGGAGUGUCUGUCUAACCUUCAGGCCCAUGAAGACUAGAUCGAGACUAGAUCGAGGCAUGCAAACAAUGCAUAAACAACGGCCUAGCAUGCUUCUUUCCUUUCAAAGCAGAGAUCGACAGCCCAGUCAUUUUUCAAAGUUUUUUUCUCAAUUGUUUUAAUCUGACAUCUUUCUCCGUGGUUGUAUAUGUUGCGGUAUUUCACCUUUGAUUAUUUGCUUGUUCUUUUUAGGAAGAGAUAUUAUAUUGCCAGUCUUAAUGGUACGUACUUGUCCAUUCUGAAAAGUUUCCAUGCUGUUGAUGUGAUUUUAACAGUGAUUUGUAUAAAUGUUUUCUACUCAUAUAGCUUGUUCUUGUUUCUUCCAAUAAUUGGGGAAUGGUCUCCUUUAUGGAAAUUGUUUAAUUCUUUUUUCGUUUGCGAUGGUGAUGCAGUUGCAUGGAAGUGUGCUCUCUAAAGAGCGUUUAAAAGUUUCUGUUUCAUUUUCAUCGUUUCAUACUUAUUCUUCUUGAACAACUUUCAAUGUUAUUUCUUAACGCUGCUUGAGAUACCUGUUUCCUUCUGUCAAUUUUUUCAUCAUCACCUAGAAUUUCCUCUUCUCUGUAGCCUUAUAGCGCCAUUUUUUAACCUUUUUCCAGUUUUCUUUGUCUUUACUAUCACGUUUAAGUGCGUUGCAUUUUUUAUUUUGCAUCGAAAUUUCAAAAGAUUGGCACGCCUGAAAAUAGGAAGAAGGAAAGCCACCCCUCAAUCACGUCAAUUCUUUUGAAUGCAGUGUUAAAUAGCAAAGACGAAUAUGCAUCCCGGGGGGAAACGUUCCCCCAUUUCUUGGCAGAAUCAAUUUUGCAUUUUUAAUUCUGUGAUUCUAAAACUGUCUUUACGUAGCCAAGAGUUAGUCAUGAGCUAGACCUAAUUUAUGUAUGUUUUCCUGCCUUCUCCCUUCUCUCUCCACGAGCGUAAGAAAACGAUGCUUCUCUUUGUUGUAGCAUUCCUACUCUUGCUAUCAGAGCAACAGUGAAAGAGAUGGUCGAACAAAGGUGAAAAAGACUGACCCACUCUUUCAAUGACCCACUCUUUCACUGAGGCUCUGGUAGCUACUUAGGAAAAAGCAUCCGGCUUGUUUAGAUGUUACUGAAUUUUGGUUGUUGGACAAGAGUUUGGCCCCCAUGUGGCCCCUUCCCCUUGACUCCUAAGCAGUAUGUAUAUUACCCAGAAAAAUAAAUGUAAUAUUGUUUUAUCCCAUUUUCCACUGAUACUAAUUCCACGUAUAUUCAAACAGAGAUAAAAUUAGCAAACAAUAUUAAAGAAGACGGAGUAUUGAAUUACAGAAUUGUAAAUUUAAAUAUUUGUUACAAAGUCACAAAACAAAAGUUUUUCAUUAUUACUUCACAAGUUGCUUGAUUUGCUCGUAUUUUAAUUGCAUUAGUGUAAGUAGAAUAGUCUUGCCAUAUAAAAAGUUGGCCAUUAGAUUUUCUUUACAUAUCCUUAAGUUCGUCAGAUAUCGUUUUGGUAUUAAGUUAAGAAUCUCAUAAUUGAUUUACAAUGCCUGGAUAUUGAAGUUGAAAGACGUCUGCGGUAGCAGAAGCUAUGUUGUCUGAACUUUGAUUGACAUGAAAACAGUAUUAACAGAUCCAAAGUAGGAGAAGUUCUUUUCAUCGUAAAGAUAAAAAUUACAUUUUAAUACUGAAAUUACAUUUCAAGGAAGCUAAACAUUCUUAAUAAGCGUCUAACUACAAGUUGUUGCCUGAUAUAGCUGCAAAAUCUUCAGAUGCAGUCAUAUUAUUCGUUUCUCAUGAUCAGGUUUAUCCCUAUCCACAUUUCCAAUAGUAGAUUCCAUAACCAUGACUCUGACAGUCUAAUCUUUGAAACCCACCUUCGCCAAACUAUAGAAUAUCAUUCAACAACUGCAGCAAGCAACAAGAAACUUUGAGCAUAAAACCUGGUUUCCUAAUUGUAAUGGCAACCCCAAGUGUCUAAACCGAUCAAUCAAAUUUCGGUUGCAUUGAUCGUAUAUAUAGAAAAAGAUUUUUGCGGAUAACCCUCUAUCUUUUGUAUUUAGCGCAAAUGCUUCCAUACGGUCGGCUCGUGCAUCCGUGAUAAGAACUGUACAUCCGAUACGACACUAUUAAGAUUAGGCAUUAUCAUAUGAAAAUCUUUCAUAUUUGAGUCUUAGUUCCAUCAACCUGUAAUGGUAGACGGACUGUAUGGAGAUUUUGACCCAACCAGCCCCCCCCUCCCCCUUAGCUCCGAUACUGUGGGUACUACAUCUUGUUUUAAAACAUAGAAAAUAAAUAUAGAUGUUACAGGGCCCACGCCACGAAUUUCAAGGUGGAGGGGCCAAGUCUUAUAAAUUGAACUUGAAUUUAGUGCUUCAAAACAAAGCCUAUUUUAGAUUACCAAAAAAGCGAGGGGGCCAUUACCCCUCCGCACCCCCCACCCCCCAUCCCCACCCCUGGUGGUGUGGGCCUUGAUAAGGCUGAGCAUACAUGCUGGCCGCAAAAUAUUAAAUGUUUUUCUUAGCAUUUGCUCGAUAAUGAUUCAGAGUUAUUAGAUAUUGCAACAAUUAUCAACCUUAGGAAACUGUCUUUAAGUCUGACCGGUGCCAAGAAAGAAGCAAAUCAUUUAAAGCACCAAAAAUUUCAAAGCCCUUGGCAAAAACGGCAAAAAGUUCCAAAACCCCAUAAAAUAUGCAAAGUAGUUCAUACCCCCGCUUUUAAAACUUCUCAAAAAAUUGUUUUCGUUCUGUAGCUGUCCCUAUUUGAAGUUUAUUAUUCUACCAACAAAUUGAAUAUAUAGAAUAUUAUUGAACUCUAUUGACAUCGUACAUUGGAGACUUUUCUGCAAGAGGCAAAAGCCGUCAGAGCGGUCAGGCUUAUUGACAGCUCUCUUAACCAUAAAAUUUUAGCACACUUCGUAUCCCUUUCAUUUAUUUGACUUGUUCUAUUUAGUUUGUAGAAACACUGCUUGAAAUGUUUCACUGCAUUUUAUCAUAUAUCACCUAUCUAAAAGAUAAAGCAUAUUGAGUUUUUGAGAUGUUGCAAAGUUGUGAUCUAUUUCUUUUUCAUCUAAGACUGAUACAUGUUGCUAUUCAACAUGGGUGUGGGGGAGGCUCAACAUUUGGGGCGGUGGCUUUAGUAUGGAUUUUACCCGAAUGAUGUCGCUUGAUGGCUGCAGCACACACCCCCCACCCUAACUCCUAUUCUUCCUUUGCCUGUGCUAUUCAACUUUGAAAUUCACAUUCCAGUGCUAUUAUCUGAUCAAGAGGCAUAUUGUUUACCAAUCAUCAAAGCAGACUGUCUGACAAAAUGGCAGACUGUGAAAUCCUGAUCCUUGCAGCAAUGCUGCCAAGACUGAAUCAUUCUUAAACCAAUGGCUUUCAACAAUGUUUACUGCUCGAGAACCAAGACUUGCAUAGACAGAUAUCUCUGUUCUCUCUCCCUUCGGCCAAGCAGCCUGUUA
Rhopilema esculentum is the source of this 7354-nucleotide messenger RNA. Lineage: Eukaryota; Metazoa; Cnidaria; Scyphozoa; Rhizostomeae; Rhizostomatidae. The record is from RefSeq and is a predicted model, not a curated record.